AUGUUGCACGCAUCUGGUACGGCCAACGUUGGUAUUGUGCUUCCCGAUAUGCACAAGUCGGAUCUUUUCAAGACUGUUGUUCACGACGGUGCGCUACCUCGGAAGACCUUCAGCAUGGGCGAAGCUGACGAGAAGCGAUUUUAUUACGAGUGCAGGAAGAUCCGCAAGGACUGA
This is a messenger RNA of Perkinsus marinus ATCC 50983, 174 nucleotides long. RefSeq lists its product as hypothetical. Bases 1 to 174 code for a protein of 57 amino acids. The record is from RefSeq and is a predicted model, not a curated record. Lineage: Eukaryota; Perkinsozoa; Perkinsida; Perkinsidae. The transcript is spliced from 2 exons.